Suillus clintonianus is the source of this 1158-nucleotide messenger RNA. Its product is annotated as Maf Ham1. The transcript is spliced from 7 exons. Bases 84 to 821 code for a protein of 245 amino acids. NCBI's taxonomy places the organism in Eukaryota, Fungi, Basidiomycota, Agaricomycetes, Boletales, Suillaceae. The record is from RefSeq and is a predicted model, not a curated record. Gene Ontology annotation, molecular function: nucleoside triphosphate diphosphatase activity.
CUUGCCCACGACCGCAUCGAUGACUUGAAUAAACAACUUACAACUUAAAGCUUGAAGUCAGACAUUUACAUCUAAGAUCCGAUAUGGCACCCCAGCAUAAUGCCGUACUGCCAACCGCGCUCAAAACACCUGCUAUCCAGAAACUCGUCAACAAGCGCAUCAUUCUCGCUUCUGGAAGUCCAAGGAGAAAGGAGAUACUUCAAACGCUGGGCUUAGCGCCCGAGGUUGUCCCAUCCACCUUUGCUGAGAACCUUCCGCUCUCUUCUUUCGAGGAUAUUCAUGAAUAUCCCGUUUCUACCGCAAUUCAGAAAGCAGUGGAGGUGUAUCAAAGAGUACUGACAGAUGCACCAGACGAUCCACCUGAUCUUGUCAUCGGUGCGGAUACUGUCGUCUUCACUCAUGCCCUGCCAUCGACGACGAUUGAGAUGGAGACGGGUGUGCGGCAAGAGCUUCUCGAGAAACCAUCCUCGAAAGAGGAUAAUAUGCGCAUGCUGAAGGACUUGAACGGGGGCGUUUGCGAGGUCGUAACGGGCGUUUCACUUGUGUAUCCAAUCCUGAGCGCUCCUGGAUAUGAGAUCAAGUCUAUAGAUGAGCGGACAUUGGUGUAUUUCGGUGACAAUGAGGACCAUGUACUCAAGGCGUAUGUGGACAGCGAGGAAGGCUUAGAUCGGGCAGGAGGUUUUGCAGUCCAAGGUCGUGGCAACUUGCUCAUUCGCAAGAUUGACGGCGACUUUCACAACGUCGUGGGUUUCCCUGGGGCAUCAUUUUUCAAGCUCCUAGACCUCCUCGUUGAGGAAGAAGAGGAUUUCCUCGCGAUUUAGAUUUCUUGUAAAUGGGCAGGAUGAAGUGCUUCGAGACUGUAUGAUCGGACAAUGAUAGACAGGUGGAUUUUCUGUCUUGAUUGCAAGUGUAUUCAUCUUGUGUUCAUCCAUCCUCCGUUUCGCUGCAUGCAUCCCUUGCUAGUUGUUGACGACCAUGGGCCGGUGAUCUAAUGGAUCCUAUGGUUUCUUGAUUUUUAUCUUACAAUGCAUUGCUGCGGCUUGCAGUAGGUCAGUGCACUGUAGUUGGCCACGAUGAAAACAAUGGCACGCCGGCGCAAGGUUGGGAUAGUUAAUGUUGCUUUGCGAUCUCAUAUUGCUUUUCUUGUUUUCUGCUUAC